Messenger RNA from Neoarius graeffei (lesser salmon catfish), 2824 nucleotides. It is a transcript of the gene sost, whose product is annotated as sclerostin. The record is from RefSeq and is a predicted model, not a curated record. Gene Ontology annotation, biological process: ossification; negative regulation of Wnt signaling pathway; negative regulation of BMP signaling pathway. Bases 155 to 808 code for a protein of 217 amino acids. The transcript has 2 exons. NCBI's taxonomy places the organism in Eukaryota, Metazoa, Chordata, Actinopteri, Siluriformes, Ariidae. Gene Ontology annotation, molecular function: BMP binding.
AAUUGCGAGGCUCGCGCGGAGUCUGAGCUACUUAAACGGCUCCCGGAUGGGAGAACUCCGAGAGUGCAGUGAAGUUCCGUUCUGCUGAAGGUGCCUCAGUGCAGUGUUAGUGUGGCAGUGUGUUAGUGACGCUUGCAGUGUUAGUGUGUCAGUCAUGCAGGUGAAGUGGGUGGUGAUGUACCGGAGCGCGGUGCUGCUGCUGCUGCAGGGCUGCCUGAGCGCCGCCGCCGGAGGAUGGAGAGAAUUAAAGAACGACGCUACGGAGCUGAGCCCGGAGUUCAGCAGCCACACAGCACAUCCAGCCCACCACCUUCAGCCAUCUAACAACAACACGAUGAACGAAGCCAAAAACGGGGGCAGGAGGGUGUCAGCUAAUAGCCCUGCAUAUGAAGCCUCUGAGCUGAGCUGCCGAGAGCUGCGCAUUACCCGUUACAUCACUGAUGGUUUAUGUCGUAGUGCCAAGCCAGUUAAUGAGCUUGUGUGUUCAGGCCAGUGCCUGCCUGCUCACCUGAUGCUCAAUUCCAUCCUUCGGAGCAAGUGGUGGCGCAGCAGCUCUUCUGAAUACCGCUGCAUUCCAGCACACUACCGUAUGCAACGUGUACAGCUCCACUGCCCCAGCGGUAACAGUCGGACCUACAAAAUCCGAAUGGUGACUUCCUGCAAGUGCAAGCGCUUUACCCGACACCACAACCAGUCAGAUGCCAAGAAUCCGGCUUCUCAAAGAACACGGCAGAACAAGAAGCGUGCACGUUUCCAGCAAAUACGGGGCCGAAGCAGAGAGCCUACUAUCAGCAGCAACUCGUACUGAGAAGCAGCUGUCCAUGCAUGUGAGCUCAUAAAAGACUCUGUCUGUCUGUCUCUCUCUCUCUCUCUCUGUCUCUCUCUCACACACACACACACACACACACACACACACACACACACACACACACACACACACACACACACACAUUGUCCAAAUACCAAUCAACAAGUUCAAGGGGUAGAAGACUAAAUAGAGAUAACAACCUGGCUGAAGCAUAUGCACCAUUUAAUGAGAUCAGCAAGUCUUUGGUGUGUUUCACAAGUCAUAAAAUUUGCAUGGUCAAUUGAACUUGAAUUAAUCCCAAUAAUAGAGAUGUUUGACAACAGAAAAGUAGACGGCUGUUGGACUCUUGCUUAAAAUGAGGUUUGUAGUUGUGGAAAGUCAGUGUAGAGAAUUCGAUGGUUUAUACUGUAUAUUCACAGUAUUCCUGUGGAGGGCUGAUGAUCUAAUUUUCUUGAAGUUCAUUAGAAGGGUGAUCAAGAUGAACAUUGACACCAAAGUUAACAAGCAUAACCAUGACCAAAUCCUACAUCAGCGAGGCUGCAAGCUUAUGGCUGAGGUGAAUGUUUGUAUAGCUGAAAUGAAGUCAUCUCUUUCGGGUGUACUGUAGCUCAUGAUCCAGCUGCCCAGGAGUGCUGGGCUCAGAAAACGUGCUGCUGGCGACACAUUGCUGAAAUUCAGCAUUCUUAACCCUGGUCACCUGCAAGGAACUCAUCUGACAGGCUGCAGUGAGGAAUUCCCACAGCAUUACCUUUCCAAAAGAGACCUUAUAGGAACUGUCAGCUGGAGCCGAGCCCACAGUCAGUGACAGAAAGUAGGAAUGGUUGGGUCAGCACUCCAUGAGCUGAGUCUGUUAGGGCCAAGAGCAGCAAACACUGUUUCUCUGUCCUGUCUUAAUUACUAAAUAGAUCCAUUCCUGUGUUUAGGAUUUGAGUCAUAAAAAGCCAUUUCCUCUCGACGUGGUCAGUUCCUGUUUGUUUGAAUAGCAGAAAAAGGGGGCCCACAUGCAUGUAGGAAUCUACAACAAUUGUGCCUGUUGUUACCUUAGGGGCAGAGCACUUUUCUACACCACCCCCGUUCUCUGGAAACCAUUUGGAGCUUCUUGGCCAGUUGGAAUAACUAAGUAGUGUUAAUGGUUAUCUAAUUGUAAUAACAGUGCGAUUUAAAUGCAAGGACAUUAAACCAACAAUCAGCAUGUACAUCUACAUGUAAUCUCAGUAUACCAUUUCAUUAUAAAAGCUUCCAUUAUAUUAUACAAUGUAUAAGCUUUACAAAUGUGCUGUGAAAUUAAUUGAAGAUUGACUUCUCUGGAUGGAAAAAUGACCUGACAAAACAACAAUGUCUUCCAGUGAAGCCAUGAAAGCAGUGUGCUUUUAACAACUGGAGCUGCCCAAAGAAUCAAUUCCUCAAACAUCCGUAGGAAAGCUUUAAGAGACAAACAUGAAAUACGGGACUGAACUCUGGAUGUAAGCACAUGCUGAUAUUAUACAGGAUGUACAGUAGGAGAGCUGUGGAAUCCCAAGACAGACAUUUGCCUGUCACAUCCAAUCCAAGUGUCUUGCCUCCAGUAUAUCUAAUGAAGAAUAUUUCACUCAUGUCCGGACAUUGUUCAACUCCAGAAUUUUUUCCAUCUUGCUUCCCAUCUCUGUUUUCUAUACAUAACUAACCAUGUUUGCUUCUUUUUUUCAAUUGUAUGUUUUGAAAAAGAAACUGAAAGUUUUUUUUUUUUUUGCCAUGUAAGCCAAAUUGCCAUGUAUUGGACAUAGUGUACUUACUUGGUCUAUUGAUACAAAACCCUUCAAAUGAGUACUGGAUGGAAGGAUUGCAGCUCUCUCCAAUCCUGAAAGAGACUCCUAUAAAGAAUGAACUGUAUAUUUAUUUUUGAAUUUCAACAUUUAAAUUAUUUAUGCAACCUUUUUUUAAAUGUAAAAUAAUAGCCAUUAUUGUUCCAUAUGACAUAAUAAUGAAUUUCCUAACAAAACGAGAACACAAAUAAAGUAAGUCAAAGUAUAUUUGAAA